AUGCAAAUCUUCAAGCCAUGGCCACUCUAUGUGAGGGCCAGCUUCAUCACCUCCUUCAUCGCAAUGCUCUUUGGCCUCGACACUGGUACUAUUGGGUCAGUAACGACCAUGCCGGCCUUUGAGGUCACCAUGGGUCCUAUCUCGUCCACGAUCCGUGGCGUCAUUGUCUCCUCUAUACUGCUACCCGGCGCCCUGGCGGCCCUCGUCGCCGGCAUCCUCGCGGACAGGUACGGCAGGAAGCCGCUCGUCAUCCUUGGUGCUGUCACCUAUGGCAUUGGCGCUGCUAUCGAGUGUGGCUCCGUUGCACUGGCCAUGUUCAUAGUCGGAAGGCUCGUCAAGGGCGUUGGCCAGGGCUUGUUCCUGAGCACAGUGUACGUCCAGGUCUCCGAAAUCAGUCCGGCCAGGACACGCGGCACCAUGACUGCUCUCCCACAAUUCCUGAUAGUCUGCGGGCUCGUGACCGGCUUCUUCAUGUCUUACGGGACAGCCAGCAUCAAGGACUCGUCCGCGUCAUGGCGGCUGCCGCUCGGGGUCGCCAGCUUCCUGGCUUUUGCCUUCGCGACGCUAAAUAUCUUCACGCCCGCUUCGCCACGCUGGCUGCUGGCCAAGGGCCGUGUCACAGAGGCACAGGCCAUCAUUGCCACCCUAGGCCUGGACGAAGCUGAGCAGCAGGAGCUCUUGGCGGUGUCAUCCUCCGCCCUCGAGCACUCCCCUGAUGAGUCUUUCUGGCAGUCACUGGUCCACCUGUUCAAGGACUUCGGCGAGGCCUUCUCGGCGCCCUUCCGGGCCAGGACGGCGUUUGGGUGUUUUAUCAUGGCCUUCCAGCAAUUCAGUGGGAUCGACGGCAUAUUGUAUUAUGCGCCGAUCCUAUUCCACCAGGCGGGGCUCUCCGGCGAGAAGGCAAACUUCCUCGCCUCUGGCGUGUCCUCGCUCGUCAUCCUGGCCACCACAGUCCCGGCCUCCAUAUGGGCCGACGGCUGGGGCCGGCGGACAUCGAGUAUCAUCGGUGGGGUGUUGAUCACCAUCCUCAUGGUGUUGAUGGGCACCAUGUAUGCAACAAAUCUGGUCCAUGGGAGCUAUGGCGCGGGGAGAUGGGUCGUAAUUGUGUCCAUAUACCUGUUCGCAAUCGUGUACAACGGCACGUGGGCCCUUAGUUUCCGCACCUUUCUGGUAGAGAUCAUGCCCAGGAAAACGAGGAGUAGCGCGUCCUCACUAGGACAGUGCUCCAACUGGGUUGCAAACUACAUUGUCGCUCUGACUACUCCUGUUAUGAUUGACAAAUCGUCGUUCGCUGCCUAUUACUUCUUCGCAGGCUGUACAUUGAUCUGUACGGUUGUGUGCGCGCUGUACAUGGUUGAGACUAAAGGCCACACUCUUGAGGUCAUCGAGCAGAGGUAUAUGGAUGAGAAGGCAAAUUCUACUGGGCGGUGGACAUUCGAAGGCUUCAAGCUGAAGCCUGCCCCAAAGGUUACAACUACGACGUGCCAAAGCGUAAGCAGGCCAGGAUCUGUAGAAGGCCAGCCUUAA
Diaporthe batatas is the source of this 1527-nucleotide messenger RNA. RefSeq lists its product as uncharacterized. The transcript is spliced from 3 exons. Gene Ontology annotation, molecular function: carbohydrate:proton symporter activity. Bases 1 to 1527 code for a protein of 508 amino acids. Gene Ontology annotation, biological process: transmembrane transport; carbohydrate transport. The record is from RefSeq and is a predicted model, not a curated record. Lineage: Eukaryota; Fungi; Ascomycota; Sordariomycetes; Diaporthales; Diaporthaceae. Gene Ontology annotation, cellular component: membrane.